Didymodactylos carnosus is the source of this 426-nucleotide messenger RNA. The record is from the annotation of a GenBank genome assembly. Lineage: Eukaryota; Metazoa; Rotifera; Eurotatoria; Philodinida; Philodinidae.
AUGUUUGCAAAGUUGAGCAGUAUUUUACACCAACGUACUUAUUACGAGAUUUUAAAGCUGAUCGAAGAUUUAAUAACAUCUGGCGUCAAACCACCACCAGAUUCAACACGUGAAAUAUUGUUGGCAUGGCAUACUACGAACUGUACCAACAUCGUCCACUCAUCAUUAAUUAUUGAUCCACCAUCAACUAAAUUAUCGUCAGUGGCUCAACAACAGCAGCAACGACAAUUAAUGAAUGCUUUUCAUGAUGUAUUCUUGCCACCGUGCCUUACGAGUGGAAGAUCAACCACAACGACACCUAAUUCUACUAUGCUAAAUGGUUCACAUGAUUGCAUGUUACAAUUAGCAGCACGUGAAUUGGCAAAUUCAACGAAUUCAUUGAACAUCACCUCAACAUUAUCAAAACAUUAUACAACAGUAAGGUGA